AUGGCCUACCGUGGCCCGGAAGGCAGAUACGCUGACCGUGGUCGGCCACGAUACGGCGAAAGACAUCCUCGAUCACCCUCGCCCCCAGACUCUCGACAGAGAUACGAUUCCCCUGGCGACUCGUACUACGCCCAAGAUGCCCGGACGGCCGACAGGAGGCGCGAAAACAGUGCAGACGACUACCGUGACAAAGGCCGGGAGCCCUACAGACAGUCCUCACGCUCGCCGCCGCGUUACUAUCGGGGCAGAGACGCCGGCUACAGAGACAGAGACCGCGAGGGCUACCGGUCUCCUCCAAGCUACGAUAUGAGAUACAGCCGCAGCCGAAGUCACAGUCGAACCAGAAGUCGAACGAGAAGCCGAAGUCGAAGUUAUAGCCGCAGUCGGAGCAAAGGUCGACGCCAUGCCCGUCCUCUUCGCCACUACGGGACGGAGAGUCGAGAGAUCAUGAUGGAAGGCCUGCCCGUGGACAUGACCGAAGAAGACGUCACGAGUGAACUUGCACAGCACUAUCAUAUUCGGGGCCUCGAGGACGUCCGCGUCAUUCGUGACAGACAAACCAAAAUGUCACGGCAGCUUGCGUUUAUUCGAUUCCCGACUAUUGACGACUCGCGAGAGUUUUUGGAAGGCAACUUUCCUGCCAUAUAUCUCUAUGGUAAAGCCGGUGCAGACGGUCAGGGUGCAAAGGUCAGGAUUGCCUACAGUCGCGAGAGAGAGGACCGCAACAGGGCCCGAGGUGACGGGGAAUGGACCUGUAUCAACUGUUCGAUUGUCAACUUUGCAGGCAGGCAACGGUGCUUCCGUUGUCAGGCAUCAAAACCAGAUGCCGCUCUGCUCCCGGUGGAAGAGACCGUCAAGGUAGCCAACAACGGCGACAAUGACGUCUCGACCGAUGGCACGCCCUCGCAGUUUCUCCUCUUCAGAGGCCUCGAGUCCAGCGUGACCGAGGAAAUGUUGGCCAAGGGCGUUGCGAAACUUUGCAAACAGACCAAGCCUGGUGCUGCCUCCACACAGCCUGGUUCAUCCGGGGUCGGUGGAGCAGCAAAGAAGGGGGCCAAGGUCGCGUCUACAACCGGCGACAGUAACCUUGGUGCUCGCGAUGGGUCGAUUUGCCGUGUUCUACUGCGGAACUCAACUGCACGACGGCGCCACGAGCGGAGCAAAGUGCAGGGGAACUCCACACAGAAGCCUGCCAGGGCAGCGACCCAUGGCAGGGACGGAGAGAAAGAGAAGAAGAGGAAGAAAGGGGAUGCGGGCGCAGGGGGUGCUGCUGGCUCUGCAACAAAGAAGAUCGCCAUGGCCUCACAUCUUCAAUUCUGGAGCAACCGCCAUGCGGAGUUGCAUGGCCUGGAUAGACGCAGCGCCGAGACGGGCGAUGGAGAUCACUCCAAGGAACCCUGUUCGGUCGCUGCCCGAUCACAAUCACAGUCACAGCCAUCAUCACUACAGCUCCAACCACUUCAGCAGCAUCAGCAUCAGCAGAAGCAGCCACAUUUGCAAGGACAGCAGUCCUACGCCGACCUUAACCGGCUGUGUUGUUAUCUAUGCAUGAGAGAGUUCAAAUCGGAGGCCCACGUCCACCAGCACGAACGGCUGAGCCAGCUGCAUCGUGAGAACCUGCAAGACGAGACACUGAAGGCCAAGGCACUGGCCAAGCUGGCAAAGAAGCGAAUGCCAACGGACCAGACCGAAUAUCGCGACCGUGCCAAGGAGCGACGGCGGGUGUUUGGUUCAUCCAAGAUCAAGAAGAGAGAGGCUGAAGCUGGCCGCCAGAGUGAGGGCGAGCAGGCUAGUGCUGCUGCUGCUCCAGCAGCGUUGUCCAAGGGUGCUGCACUGCUGGGGAAGAUGGGCUGGUCGGCUGGCUCUGGUCUCGGAGCGGAAGGGACCGGCAUGAAACAACCAGUGCCUACAGACUUGUACGUGCAGGGCGUGGGGUUGGGCGCGCAGGGUUCAAAGAUUGGAGAUGCGGUACGGGAAGCUGGACGGAGCACCCGUGGGAGAUAUGACGAGUUUCUGGAGAAGACGAGAGAACAUGCCCGGGAGAGGUACGAAAGGAUGAAGAACGAGCAGGGCUAG
Molecule: messenger RNA, 2076 nt
Organism: Microsporum canis CBS 113480
Lineage: Eukaryota; Fungi; Ascomycota; Eurotiomycetes; Onygenales; Arthrodermataceae
Product: RNA-binding protein
Exons: 7
Coding region: 1-2076 (691 amino acids)
Biological process (GO): mRNA splicing, via spliceosome
Cellular component (GO): nucleus
Molecular function (GO): RNA binding
Source: RefSeq, a predicted model, not a curated record